This is a messenger RNA of Xyrauchen texanus (razorback sucker), 3647 nucleotides long. Its product is annotated as calpain-9-like. Gene Ontology annotation, cellular component: cytoplasm. Gene Ontology annotation, molecular function: calcium-dependent cysteine-type endopeptidase activity; calcium ion binding. Gene Ontology annotation, biological process: proteolysis. NCBI's taxonomy places the organism in Eukaryota, Metazoa, Chordata, Actinopteri, Cypriniformes, Catostomidae. The record is from RefSeq and is a predicted model, not a curated record. Bases 282 to 2300 code for a protein of 672 amino acids. The transcript has 22 exons.
UGUAGCUCGUUGUCAACAUUACUAAGGCUGGAAAGAGGUGUCCUUUGUAUUUUAACAACAUUUCUGUAAUUAGUUAUUGAUCCGGGAAUAUCGAAUCUGUGAAUAUAUUUCCAACUUUCCCAGACUUGAUCAGUGUGUUUGCUGAAGGAUGACAACUUGAGCGCAAAGGUGAGUUUGGCUUUGAUCGGCGAUGGGAGGAGCUGUUGAAAGAGAUUUAAAAGGCUAAAAAGUCGUGCGCAAUCAGACAAGCCCCGAGGCAGCAGGCAUUUACGCACAACAACAUGUCCGACACGAAGAAACGAUUUAGCAUCGACUCGUCUGAUUCAAACCCUUGGGAUAGUCUGGGAAGCCCGAAACUAUGGUCUCCCACCUCCGGGAUCCCGCUGCAGAGUGGGCUCUAUGAGGACAUGGCAUUUCCCAUGCAGAAUAUGGAGAUUCCUACCGACGUGGUGUGGAAACGACCCAAGGAGAUCUGUCCGUUUCCUCAGUUCAUCGUUGAUGGAGCCACUCGUAUGGACAUCUGCCAGGGAGUUUUGAGCGACUGCUGGUUCCUGUCAGCAGUGGCGUCUCUCUCGUUGUACCCUUCCCUUAUGAAUCGCGUCAUUCCCUCAGGCCAAAGCUUCCAGAAGGGCUACAAUGGCUCUUUCUGUUUUCGGUUCUGGCAGUAUGGUGAGUGGAUUAAGAUACGUGUCGACGACCGUUUGCCAACUCGUAAUGGUAAACUGAUUUAUCUGCGCUCUGCAAAACAAGAUGAGUUCUGGAGCGCAUUACUAGAGAAAGCUUAUGCCAAGAUGAACGGUGGUUAUAACAGCCUGAAUAUGGGUUUCCCUCACGAGGCGAUGGCAGAUAUGACUGGUGGCAUUACGGAGGUCUUCAUGAUGUUGUCUCUUCCUAAGGCGCUGGGUUCAUUCCUGCAUCCCCUGCUGCAGAAAGGAGCACUCAUAAACUGUGGCAACUCUCAGGGUCCUCUUGAAAAGAGUAAUGAGUUUGGGAUUUUGUUCAGGCAUGCCUAUUCUGUGACAGGACUCGAGACGAUUAAAACUACGAUUGGUCCUGUUAUGCUGGUGCGGAUUCGGAACCCAUGGGGCAAUACUGAGUGGAAGGGGGCCUGGAGUGACGAAAAAGGGAUAGAGUGGCGUAUGGUGAGUUCUGAAGAACAGAGACGCGUGCAUAGAGUCCAGCAGAACGAUGGGGAAUUCUGGAUGGCACUGUCUGACUUCAGGCAGAACUUUGAUAUGAUUGAGGUGUGUCACCUCAGCGAUGACACAUUGAAUGAGGGCGGAGCUAUAAAGCGACCAUGGCAAUGCACAGCGCAUCAUGGAAAAUGGAUCCCUUCCCUUGGGCCACCUCAGUUUAAUCUGACCCUUUUGGAAGAGGACGAUGACCCCAGUGACUCUGAGCAAACAUGCUUGUUCCUGUUGGCACUCAUGCAGAAACAUUCGCGUCGGAGGGGAUUACUGCCUGUAGCUUUACAGAUAUUCAAGGCCCGAUCGGAGCAUGAUUUCCUGUCCCCGCGGGAUGUUUCUCAGUUCAGUCCUGUGCUCAGCAGUGUUAACGACAACGGUUACGUCCCGCGGCGAGAGCUGGUGAUGCGUGGUCGCCUGGCACCAGGUCAUUACAUCAUCAUUCCCACCACAGAGAACAGUCAGCCCGGAGAAUUUCUCCUGAGAGUUCUGACAGAGAAAGGCAACAACUCCAUAUCCAAACCUGUUGAGAGACCUGCGGUACAUGCAAACGCACCUAUAGCGCCACUGUCUCCACGUCUCCCAGGACUCCCGUCCACAAGUGAGGCUAAAGUUCUCUUCGUUAAACACUCCACCAAGGGGUCUCACUGCAAGCCACUGGAUCUGCAUAACCUGCUGACAGAAGCCAUUGCAAAAGGAGUCUUUGCAGGUAGUGAGCAGAAACUGAGUUUGGAACACUGCAAGAGCUUUGUGGUGCUCAUGGACACUCAAGGAAUGGGACGCCUCGACUUGACAGAAUUCCUGGUCUUGUGGGACAAACUCAGGAGGUGGACAAGUAUUUUUAUGACAUUUGACAAAAAUAAGAAUAAAGUGCUGGAGUAUCAAGAAAUCUCCCCCGCUCUAUCAGUAGCAGGCAUACAGGUGGAUGAGUUCAUACUGCAGCUGAUUGGCCUGCGCUACACGGAGCCAGAUAUGACCGUCAGCUUCCCAGGAUUCCUCUUCCUGCUCAUGAAACUGGACAGCAUGAUUCGGAAGUUUCAGUCCUUUGAUGUUGCAGGAAUGGGAAUGAUUUCAGUAAACUUUAGACAGUUCCUCCUCAUGACCACAUACAACUGAUUCCAGACCAGCUGUGGACCAGGUUGGUAGGACCCCUGCAGGGAACAACUACAUUCUUUUAAAAACAGAUACUGUAGUUUUGUUCCUGGAUGCUAAUUGGUCAAUACAGCCUUCCAGAUGUGCUAAAAUACACAUUACACUCGCAGCUGCCUCACCAAACACCUGUUAAGGACUCAUGGAGGCCAACUAUUAUUCUUCGUUUAUAUCAGGGACUAUAUCUUCUAGCAGAAGUAUGGCACUUAAUGUAUUUGCCUAAUAAAAUUACAUUCCAAUAAAAAUGUGUCCUUAAUAUUUUUAUUAUGAAUUAACCAUUUUAUAAACCAUAAAGCACUGCUAUAUUCCCUAUAUAUUCACUCCUAUCCAUUGUGCCUAACAACAAGAGUAUUUAGCAGUGAUGCAUUCAUAAAAUAUACCUUACUGAUUAAAUAUAUUACUACAUUAAAUAAUAAGUGUGAUUUGUCUCUAAAGGCAUGUAAAGUUGAUAUUUAUUACCAUGGGAACCUUUAAAAGCGUAUGCGUGGGAAAUGCCCUGGUUAUGAUUUUUUAGCAUUGAUGCUGAUUUGAAUCGCAAAAUAUUCAUUUAUUUAAAUAAGCCACUGAAUUGAUCUCACAGAUAAUAGAAGAGGCUGCUUAAAAUUAAGGCUCAAUAUGAACACUUGGGCUGUGUAUUAGACAGGACGGGUCAAUUUAAAGGUUUCAUUCAAGUUUUUGUUAUUAAAUACAAUGUAAACUGCUUAUGUUUUCUGCGCUCAAAUGUCGGCUGAUGACCCACUUUACAUCCCCUUUCACAGACACCAUGAAAUUUGAAUGUUAGGAUUAAGCAGCUUAUAGCUGGCAGAGGGCCAAACCAUUUGUUAUGACAAUAAAAUCAGAUAAUACACGUAUAUGCGGUAUUCACAAGACAAUGUCAUAAUAUUAUAACUUUAAUGAAUGGAAUUUAGAUGAAGGCUAGCAAAAACAACACAAGCAGCUGGUAAAUGUUUCGUGGAAAGCGUAUGAAUAAUAGAUGAACUCGUCCUGUUUGUGAGUGUAAAGUUGGAGCAUAGAUGUUACAAUGAACUACCAGAAAAAGAACAAGCACAUUUAAAUUGAAUUUAAAAUUCUUAAAAUGAAAGUGCAAACAUGCCUUUUGCCUGCUUACAAUAUGACAAUAUGAUGAUUGAAAUGGAGUGGUGGUGGCGUAGUGUUCUAAAGCACAUAACUGGUAAUCAGAAGGUUGCUGGUUCGAUCCCCACAGCCACCACCAUUGUGUCCUUGAGCAAGGCACUUAACUCCAGGUUGCUCCGGGGGGAUUGUCCCUGUAAUAAGUGCACUGUAAGUCUCUGGAUAAAAGUGUCUGCCAAAUGC